AAUUGUUGCAAAUUGUGUUCGAUUGAGUCAUUUUCUGUAACAUUUUAUUAUUUGUAAAUAUAAAACUAAUAAAUAGUUAAAUUCAUAAGUAGAGGCAAAUUAUUGAACGAAUAUUAUAAAAUGGCAAUGCUUGCUGAGCCCCGACAAAGAAAGCGCUACAAUUUAACGCCGCGAGGGAAGGCGUUGUAUGAAGAUGAUUCGCGUUUUGGCACGAAAAUGUUGGAGAAAAUGGGCUGGUCUAAAGGAAAAGGUCUGGGUCCAAAUGAGAGUGGGAAUAAGGAUUUUGUACGUGUUCGUAUGCGCAACACCCUCGAAGGCUUGGGCUUUGAAGAUCGCGAUGAUCACUGGACGCAGCACGAACAAGAUUUUAGCGGUCUACUGAAAUCUUUAAAUGGCGACAAUGACGUAAGUGAGAAAGCUGGUGGAGAUAAGGAAAGUGCCUCAGACGAGGAAGCUCCUAGAGUAGGAUUUGGUUUCACGCCUGAACCAAAAAAGCCUAAAGUUGAAAAAUUGAAAGAUAAAAUUAGUGGAGUGUCGUUGGAAGAGAAGUCGAAAUUGAGUAAAGCGCGUGUGCAUUAUCGUAAAUUUACGAAAGGAAAAGAUAUUGCCCAAUACAGUGAAAAGGACUUGGCGAAUAUAUUUGGAAAGAAAGUAGUUGAAGCAGUGCAGACUGAUGGCAGCUCCACAGAGCUUACAGCUAUAACCACCAAAGGAAAAACCUAUGAAAAAGAAGAAUCAGAUUGGGCGGAGGAAAAGGAAGUGAAGCCAAAUUUCGGAGGAGUGCAGACCAUUAGCACCGGAUUGUCGGUGAGUGAAUACUUUAAGCGCAAAAUGGAAGCAAUGAAAAGUAAACAAAUAAAAACGGAUACGGAAAAUAAUGAGCAAAAAGACGUGGAAAGUUUGGAAGAGCUCCCUGAGCGAAAUUCUGUAGAAAUUAAGACGAAAGAAAAGAAACGAAAACGAGAUGAAAAAGCGCUUGAGUCUGAGAUUAAAUCAACUGAAGCGGAGUAUGGUAACGAAACUGAUGGAGCAGUAAAAUUAGAGCUCAAAAAAGAAAAAAAAGUUAAAAAUAAAUUAAUUUCUGGAAGCACCGAUUUGGAAAGUAACGCACCUGUGGGUGAUGCGAUUGUUCAAGCGUCCGAUAUUGAAUAUAAAAAAGAUAAAAAGAAGAAACGUAAGCAAAUCGAAUCAGUAGAUUUGCCCGUAGCAGAACAAAAAGUAGAUUCUGAGUUGCCUAAAAAGAAAAGAUCCAAAAAAUUCGAAGAGGAGCAGCAAAUCAAUAACGAGGACGAAGUAAUUGUAGAUAAGGAGGCUCCGAAGAAAAGUAAAUCAAAGAAAAGUAAAGAUGCGCAACCGCAAGUGAAUUCUGAUGCGAUUGCUAUAGAAAGUGCGGGGGAAAUUUUAACAACUGAGACGCUUGAAAAGAAAAAGAAACAUAAAAACGCAAAAGACGUUGAAACCCCUUUGUUGCUCGAAAAACCUAUAGAUGAAAUAGUGCUUAAGAAAAGUAAAAAGUCCAAAAAUACACAAAAGUUGUCAGCAGACACUAAAACCGAUGCAAAUUUACCAGAAAGAACAGAUAGUCCUGAGAACGUUUCACAGCAAACGACUGAAAGCUCUAUUACAAUAUCACGUAAGAAGUCAAAGAAGCAGAAGAAAGGUGAGAAAAACGAUCAAGUAAACGUGGCUGAUGGUGGUUUGAAAAACCAUGGAGCACCGGACGGCCAGAAACCAUACCUAGAAGAUGUAAGUGCAGAGAUAUCCUUGCAAACACUGACUCUUGAUGAGUUGAUAGCCAAAUGUAAUUCACUGAAUGUCUACACUAUUUCUUCAUUUUGCGCAGAAAAAUUCCGCAACGUCGCCCUAGAUGAAUUCAAAGGAUCAACAAUAGCGCAGCUUCCUGGUUAUUCCUAUACUGACAAAGAUCUGCAACUAAACAUAAUUAAUUUGCCCAGUGAUGAGAAGAGAAUCGUACAACUUUGGAACUGUAGCAUAAAUAAAUACCAGGAAGCUAAUCCACGAGCAAUUUUUGGCAAAUACAAAAAAAAUGUUGUGAGCGUACUAUACAAGGGCAAAAAUAAAAAUGGCCAAAAACAGGAGAGAAAAAGAAUACCUCGAUUUUACACGAAGUCGCUAAAAAGAAAAAGUGUAUUCCAGUCAAUAUAAAAUAAUAAUAAUAAAAACACUCUUUUUUUUGGUUAGCGUAAA
Messenger RNA from Anastrepha obliqua, 2208 nucleotides. RefSeq names its product PIN2/TERF1-interacting telomerase inhibitor 1. The transcript has 2 exons. The coding region runs from base 121 to 2166 and encodes 681 amino acids. Gene Ontology annotation, biological process: regulation of ribosome biogenesis. Gene Ontology annotation, molecular function: nucleic acid binding; telomerase inhibitor activity. Gene Ontology annotation, cellular component: nucleolus. The record is from RefSeq and is a predicted model, not a curated record. NCBI's taxonomy places the organism in Eukaryota, Metazoa, Arthropoda, Insecta, Diptera, Tephritidae.